AUGCACCUCUUUCAUAACACACCAGACACAGAGUUAGAGUCAAAGAAACUCUCUACAGUCCGUAAUACAAAGGCAAUAUUUGACAUUGCAUGCACAUCACCUACUAUGUUGGAAGCAAGCACCGAUCUAGCCUUCUAUGAUACUAUGAUUUCGGCUCUUACCAACUGUAGUGUUUGUGGAUUCAAAGAAAGUCUGCAAUACACCAUCAAGUUUUUACGGAAAAGUGGUAUUUGCGUAAAUGAGAACGGCUCAGACUUGUGUAGCAUCAUGAAUGGUGUCCUUGAACAUGAUGUGCGCAUUGGAACCAAACAACACUCGCACCAGGUAUCUCCAAAAGGAUUACUGCUGCUGUAUUGCUUUGCCGAGUACUUCAAUUGUACUGUGUUUCUGUUCUCGACAAGAAAGAAGCCAACAAUCAUCAAGCCUGCGGAAAGGGACGGUGCCACUAGAAAAUUCGCAGCACUGUUAUCUCAUCAAGAUUCUUACAUGCAAAAGGCAACCUGGUUCUCCCUGACACGCAAAGAUGGGUUCACUCCUAAUCCUUCUGCCUUUAAAGCUCCUUCCUCUCAUGCAAAUGUCAGUAAUGACAUUGUAGCGACAAAGUUCAUAGAAGGCUCCAAGAAAACAAUACACAAGAGAACCUUUUCAGAUGACGAGUUAGACAGGAAAGUCAUGAAGCUGCUCAAGAUUCAAGUUUAUCAAGCAUACCAGCGCAAAUGGGAAGAGUUCCUGAAAAGGUCAGGGCCGUCCAAUACCGUUGAAGACUUUAAGAAGUCUCUUUCCACUAAGUCAUUGCCCAACAAGGUAGUGUCCAACGUGCAUGUAGUGAUGGAAAAGGAGCUGGGAGACAUACAACCAGGUUGGACUCAAAAGGUAGUUGCCCGAUUACGACAGGCGAAGCAACUCUCCACUACAAAAUGCAUUGAAUCGUUCUGUGAAGAGUUGAAGAAGAAGCUAGAGACGGCACAAGCUGCUGAGCCAAAGACUGGUGAAUCAAGUGCUAGUGGAUCAAAUACUGGUGAAUCAAGUGCUGCUGAGCCGAAGACUGGUAGAUCAAGUGCUGAUAAAUCAAGUGCUGAUAAAUCAAGUGCUGGUAAAUCAAGUGCUGGUAAAUCAAGUGCUGGUAAAUCAAGUGGUGGUGGAUCAAGUGGUGGUAAAUCUAAGAACGAUGAACCUGAAGUUGAUGAUGAUAAACCCACUGGGUCAGAAGCAGGCGGUGCUGGAGCUGGUGGUGCUGGAGCUGGUGAGGCAACUGGUGGAGCGAUGGUUGAUCCAACCAUAGAGCUUCGAAGUGUAUCUCGUUCUCUGAAGGCCAUAAUUCAUCCUCGUUUUAAUUACGGAGUCUUUCUUGGAGUGAUUACGGAUUUCCAAGCUAAUUGCCACUCAUGCAUUCGCGGCUUGUCGAAGGCUGUUGGUAUGCUGGUCGAUUUGGUCUUGGCUGGUCAACAAGCGACACAGAAAAAGAUGUCUUUCUUUGACAUCAAAGCUGUUGAUUUAUUUGAUUGUGGUUUGAGCAAGAGUGCCAAGCCCAUUGCAAUUAUUGACGACAUCAGUGUCAGUGUUCAGGAAUUAUUCGUUUAUAGUGGCUUCUGGAAAAGCUUAUCAUUUUGUAUUGGACGAAAAAACGUGGACAAAACAAAAAUCCCCCUUCUCACAAGAAUUCAAGAAGACUUGGAACGCACUGAUUACGUCGACUUUACAACACGACCUGCCCUGCAAGAGGCAUGUAGAAUAUAUCACACAAACUUCUCAAACAUUUACUCCAAAAGGAACUGCCAAGCGGUGCUGAAGACAGUGAUCAACUUGGUGCUCAAGGUCAACUUGUGUCGACAGCGCAUUUUUGGAGAGAAGAAGAAGAAGAAAACAUAUAAUCGCAAGCAGAGAAAAAGAUCAAAGCCGCAGUCAGAACAAGCAAAGAAGAAGCAAGCAAUGGAAAAACUUUUUUGGCUUUUGGACUGUGAUCAUCGGGUGGAUCAACGCAUAGACAAGCAAUUAGGCAUCAUCUUUUCAAACAACAAGAAGAAGCCAGAAUCAAAGGAACCUGCUGCUGCCACAACUACUGGUGCAUCAUCUCCUGUUUCCCGUAAAGGCAAAUCGCGCAUGUCCGCAACAUCUUCACCGCAACCAUUGUCUACUACGGAUGCUGCGCAAGACAUUGAGUUGCUUGAUAGUGACGACAGUGAUUUGGAAAGUGUCUUGGAUGAUGAGCUACAAGAGGAAAAGGAAAAUCGUGAUUUGACAGCCAAGGAGAUCAAUGCUUUGACGUCUGUAUCCGUGAUGCUUUGCCAAUCCCCCUCCAUCAAAGGUGAUACUUCCUCUGAAUACAUCAAGAAGCAGUUGUACCCCGACAAGAGAGACUCUAUUCCAGCUAGUGCCCUUGAUUGCUGCUGCACGAUCAUCAAUGCCAUCAAAUCUCUUGUUCCUAAGGAAGAUUCCCCCCCUCCAUACAAGUGGUUUGGUUUGUUUCAGUUGCACAAUAUUCUUGUUACUUUCCACCCUGGCCUUACAAGGAAGAACGCGAGAAGUCUCUUUCCAACUAUAGAGGACACGCCGAGUCAAAAAAUGGCAAUUGCGCUCGAUCCCGUAACCUUGUACUUGUUAUUCAGCAAACAGUACCACAUUUACCUAAAGGACAAAUCUGCGUUCACCUCCUGCUCAAUGAUCAAAUCAAUUGAAACAAAGCAGGAUAUCUUUUCAAAUUUUUUUGACGUGCCCAAGAUCAAGAAAAUUCUGAAAGAACAAAAGCUCGACUUCAAGCAUUAUAUCAAAUUCAAAGACCAAUACAAUGUUCAUCUGGUGGGUUCAAGAGAGAAAAAACACAAUAAUGGCUCCAAUGGCUCCAAAUCGGGUGAGAACAGGUCGAGUGCCUCCGAGUCCAGUGUAAACAGGUCAAGUGCCUCCAAGUCUGAUGUGGACAAGGUGAAAAAACUCUCCAGUGAUAUCAAAGAAACAAAGAAGCAGUUGUCCUCACUGUCAAGGCAGCUUUCAAAACUGCAACGACAUCGCAUGGACUGUGGCAAUGAAUCGCGCUCCUGGGAGAAGAAGCACAACAGCAUGAACUUUGAGCUAUACAAAAAGUUGAAAGAUGCUAGAAGUGAUUACGAUAAAUUGUACAUGAAAGUGUCAAGCUUGAAGUCAUCGAUAAAGCAAAUGUCCAGUGAGAUGUACAUUUUGAACAAAAGGAUCCACGGUCAACAAGUACAUCAAGCUGCUGCUGAUGCCAUGCCAAAGCCAUUGGCUGUUGACAGUAACACUAUCGUUCAAGGCACUGACCCUGGUGUGGUGACCACCGCCAGUAGUGUAUGGUGCUCUUCUCUCACUCUUUUUGAGUCGAUCAAUCGGUUUCAAAUGCUGCAAGAUUAUUCUGACACUGCAACCUCUCUUGGAAACGAAGAAACAUUCGUCAAGUAUGAAAUGACAGCCAACAAAGUCGAUAAUGCUGUCCUCUCCAAUAGGCGAAAGAAGAGGAAGAAGUCAUCAGUCAAGAAGCUACAGAAAGGAAGGGCAACUGGACGAAUCCGCUUGAAGAAACUUCACCAACAUUUGGUAGCCAGUGAAGCCAGAUCUGCUGCAACCAUGUCCACCUUCAACAAGCCAAAGAUGAUUUCCUUCAUAGGAAACUGGCAUCGCAAUACUCAGUACCUCCGUGGCCACAGCACUCGAAGUAUGAAGCCGUACAUGUCAACGCUGUCCACAAGAAGCACAGUCAGAUUGGUGGACGAAUACAAUUCUACAAAAAUUUGCUGCUCAUGUUUCAAGGAGACACAGAAACAACAGGUGCGUGGUGAGGAUAAUAGAAUGAAGAGGAACCUCGGUGCCGUUACAUGCUUUAACCCUGAGUGUCCAAAAAGGCUGGCUAAACAAACUACCAUGAAUCGUGAUGAGCAAGGAGCGAGUAACAUUGCCCUCAUUGGUUUUUCGGCACUGGUCUCACUUGACAACAAGGUGUUGCCUCCUUUCAGUCGAGUUCAAAAUCCUGAUAAGUAA
Mucor velutinosus is the source of this 3987-nucleotide messenger RNA. RefSeq names its product GMP synthase (glutamine-hydrolyzing) (gene GUA1). Lineage: Eukaryota; Fungi; Mucoromycota; Mucoromycetes; Mucorales; Mucoraceae. The coding region runs from base 1 to 3987 and encodes 1328 amino acids. The record is from RefSeq and is a predicted model, not a curated record. The transcript has 3 exons.